Ambispora leptoticha is the source of this 472-nucleotide messenger RNA. Lineage: Eukaryota; Fungi; Glomeromycota; Glomeromycetes; Archaeosporales; Ambisporaceae. The record is from the annotation of a GenBank genome assembly.
CUUGAGAACCAACUUACUUGUACAAAGUGUGACCUCGAUAUUGCUUUAAGCUCGGGUAUUCAGCUUGGUAUUAAAUGCAAUCUCUUGAUAAAAAAUAAUGAGAGCUUUUCAGAGCGUGUAUGCCAGCUUAAAAAUAAGGUGAGAGAACUCAAAAAUCAGAUUUCUCACAAAGAUAUUUCUCUUACAAGUGCUAAAAGCGAGAUCACUGCGAAAUUGGAAGAGAUACGGGCUCUCCAAUUAAGAGUAAAAAAAUUGGAGCAGAAUCUUUCUUUAGCACAGGAUGAGUUAUCAGAAAUGGAAUCUCUCAAGAAUGAAUCCGUACUAGAAAAUACUAAUCUAUAUUUAGCAAAAAUGGACUUAAAAGAAACUCUGUCUAAAGAAAGAGAUGAAUUGAUGCAAAUAAAGAAUGAUUUAGUUUCAGUACAAAAAGCAUUAUCAGAGAAAGAUUUCCUUCUUCAAGAAGCUAAUGCUU